AUGGAGUUCCUAAUGGAAAUGCCAGCCACUUAUGAUGCAUGUCAUUCGGUUAAAAAGUGCAUCAUUUUUGUGCUUGUAUUAGGCUUUUUAUUGGUCAAAAAACUCACUGCGAGUUGGGUCGAAGCUGGAGUAGAGUAUGAAGCAGGCAAUAGACGACGCCUGAUUUCGAUAAUCAGGAUGGAGUGCCUUUUGACUCUGUGCAAUUUUUUCAUAUACUGUCAAUUAAUGGCUUAUUACGAUGAAAACGGGCUUGUAAAAUGUGAUAGACGUCUGCUAGCGAGGAACCGUGAUAGAGCGUCCAAACUUCUUAUAGUGUUUAUGUUUCUUUCUCAGAUGGUAUAUUUCUUGUAUGUUGCACCUUAUACAUUUCAGUAUCUCUUCUUCGAUGUUUGUGCGCUGAUCUCCGGGAUUUGGACAAAUCUUCUGGGUUUUGUCUUAGGAUUUUUCUUAAUUAACUGUCUCAUUCAGCUUUUAGACAGAAUACAAAUGACCAAAUUUAUAGUGGAGAAAAUCUACAGUAUUCGCUACAUUGGUCCAAUAAUAUCGGAUCGCAAACUUCAGAUUAAAGUUGCACUUGUGGUCACAGCGGUGAUGUCGGCUCUAAUGUGGUACAGCAGCGAUAAAAUUGUCGUCAAGGAAGUUACAAUUCCAGUACAGGACUUCUCUGGAGCGGAAGGUGGCGUUCGAAUAGCUCUUGUAUCCGACGUUCAUACUGGCGCCAGCGUUUAUACUCAACAGAUCGAGAUGGUGGUGGACACUCUUUACGAUCUAGAUGUGGACGUUGUAGCAUUGGUGGGCGACUUAGUAGACGGUCCUGUGGAAAAAAUAGGCGAUCGAGUAACCCCGUUAUGGAGAUUGGCUCAAAAAUUUCCGACUUAUUUUGUAUCGGGCAAUCAUGAAUACUAUUAUGGAGAUGUCAGAAAAUGGUUUCAUUUGUAUAGAAGUCAUCAUAUUCGUGUACUUGAUAACGCAUGCGAAAUGUUCAAGAAUAUAUGUAUCAUAGGAGUGAAUGAUAUCGCAAGUGAAUAUUCGGGGAUUCAUGGCCAUCAUAUGAAUCUAUCAACAGCGAUGGAGAACUGCACUGUUCGCUCAUCGCGCGUUGUUCUGGCUCACAAUCCUGCCAGCGUGUUGGAAUUCUCGAAAAAUGAUCUCGAAAAGGUUGAUGUUGUAUUGUCAGGUCACACUCAUGCUGCCCAAUACUACGUUCUUGUGCCGCUAAUAUUUCAAGUAUUGCCUUAUUUUCAUGGUCUGUAUGAUCUGCCUUACGGACAUGGCAAGCUUUUUGUCUCGGCAGGAACGUUGUAUCAGGGGGCACCGAUGAAAAUGCUGCGAAUGUCAGAGAUCUGGAUCGUCAACCUAGUUAGGAAAACGGCUUAA
Messenger RNA from Necator americanus (New World hookworm), 1377 nucleotides. RefSeq lists its product as uncharacterized. The transcript has 13 exons. The record is from RefSeq and is a predicted model, not a curated record. Bases 1 to 1377 code for a protein of 458 amino acids. Gene Ontology annotation, molecular function: hydrolase activity. NCBI's taxonomy places the organism in Eukaryota, Metazoa, Nematoda, Chromadorea, Rhabditida, Ancylostomatidae.